Molecule: messenger RNA, 1068 nt
Organism: Charadrius vociferus (killdeer)
Lineage: Eukaryota; Metazoa; Chordata; Aves; Charadriiformes; Charadriidae
Product: urotensin-2 receptor-like
Exons: 1
Biological process (GO): blood vessel diameter maintenance; regulation of blood pressure; neuropeptide signaling pathway
Cellular component (GO): membrane
Molecular function (GO): urotensin II receptor activity
Source: RefSeq, a predicted model, not a curated record
AUGGAGCCAAGCACGUGCGUCUUGGUGCCCUGCCACCCCAAAAAAGCCACCACCCAGCCCAACACCUCUGCCAAAAGCGCCAGCGACCUCUUGGUCACCUCCUUCCUCAGCUGCACCCUGGCCACCAUGUGCAUCGUUGGGUUGGUGGGAAACAUCUACAUGCUGGUGGUCAUCACCAUCUCCACAAGUUGCACCAGCUCGGUGUAGAUCAUCACCUUGGCCCUGGCUGAUCUCCUGUACUUACCCACCGUCCCCUUCAUGGUCUGCAUAUACUUUGUGUGGGACCGGUACUUUGGAGACCUGGGCUGAAGGGUCCUCUUCAGCCUCAACUUCCUCACCAUGCACACAAGCAUCUUCAUCCUCACCCUCAUGAGCACUGAGUACUACCUGGCCAUUUUCAGGCCUCUGGACACCCUGCGCACGUCAAGCGACCACCAGCAGGUGGUCAUCUGCCUGGUGGGGCUGGUGGCCUUCCUCUUCACCCUCCCCACUAGGAUCCUCAUUGACCUGCACACCAGCCACUGCAACGGGGCCACCAAGCAUCUGUGCUGCCCCACGUGGCAGAUGGGGACUUACAAGGUGUAUCUCACAGUCAUCUUCAACAACUGCAUCCUCGCCCUGAGCGUCAUCAUCUGCUGCUUGUACACCAAGCUGGCGAGGACCUACUGGAGGUCCUGGCAGGGUCUUGUUCUCAGCACCGAUGAAACCAGCCAAUGUCCCAGGCAGAAGGUCCUGUGUGUGAUCGUCAGCAUCGUGCUCGCUUACUGGGCUCGAUUCCUGCCCUCCUGGCUGCGGCAGCUCUUCAGCAUCUCUUGGUACGAGCAGGGGGACCGCGGCAGCACCACCGUCAUCUCCAUCAACUUCCUCUUUGGGAGAUGCAGAGGGAGAGCUUUGAAAUCCACUGAAGUGGAACUGCAGACACUGCUUUUUUUCAUCCCCCUGGUCAAAUUUGUCUCACCCACGUUGGCACACCGAUGUGGGUUCAGGUUAAACCCUUCUGACAGAGGACACGGUGCUGCUGCCGUUUGCAUGAGGCCGGUAAGAGAUAUCAACUACGGUAAUAAAUAA